Messenger RNA from Brienomyrus brachyistius, 1658 nucleotides. It is a transcript of the gene irak4, whose product is annotated as interleukin-1 receptor-associated kinase 4. Bases 159 to 1535 code for a protein of 458 amino acids. The record is from RefSeq and is a predicted model, not a curated record. Gene Ontology annotation, cellular component: plasma membrane. The transcript has 12 exons. Gene Ontology annotation, biological process: protein phosphorylation; signal transduction. NCBI's taxonomy places the organism in Eukaryota, Metazoa, Chordata, Actinopteri, Osteoglossiformes, Mormyridae. Gene Ontology annotation, molecular function: magnesium ion binding; ATP binding; protein serine/threonine kinase activity.
CCAAAAGUUUCCUCUAUGCCGACAAAAAUUACCUUAAAACGGUUUGGCCAGGAAGUUACUCAAUAACAGUAGAAUCAUUGUUUUCUGUGAGAUUAUGGCGAUUUUAGCAGCAGUAUUAAACAAAGUGAAUGGUUUUUAUGUUCCUGUGAUUUUAAAGGAUGGCUAAAUCAAUAACCCCAUCUACUUUUGUCCGGAAUCUGACUUAUGGAAAACUCUGCGAAUUGUCCGACUUUUUGGAUCCUCAAGAUAACUGGAAGAAAGUUAUUGUCAACAUUUAUAAACCCACAGGAGAGCCGAGAUACACUCAGAAUCAUUUAAGGAGGUUUGAAGGGUUGGUGGCUUCAGGAAAAAGGCCCACAGUCGAACUUCUGCAUGAUUGGGGCACCACUAACUGCACAGUGGGUGACUUGGUGGAAAUUUUAGAGAAAAACAAUCUUCUGGCGGCAGCCGAUAUUUUGCUCCCAGUUACCAGGAUCCCAGUGUCAUGCUCUCCUGUCCCAGGAAGAGAGGGGUCCGCUGAGGUGACAGCCCCCCUCGGCAUAGUGGGACAUCUGCAGAUCUCCCAAACCUCUCAAGAGCCAGUGGAGGAUGAGGAGCAACCCAGUGGCUCAGGGUUCCGUGGGUUUUCUUUUCAGGAGCUGCUCCAGAUGACCGGGAACUUCGACGACAGGCCUGCAUUGGAGGGCGGAAGCAGACUUGGGGAGGGGGGCUUUGGUGUGGUGUAUCGGGGCUGCUUCAAUGGGGCAAAUGUAGCCGUCAAGAAGCUGAGCUGCAUGGGUGACAUUUCUCCCCAGGAACUGAAAAUUCAGUUCAAACAAGAGGUCCAGACUCUGCAGAUGUUGAAACACAAGAAUAUUUUAGACAUGGUUGGCUUUUCUUGUGACGGCGACCAUCCCUGCCUUGUGUGUUCUUACAUGUGCAAUGGCUCCUUGCUUGACCGACUGGCUUGCCUUGGUGGGAGUUCUCCUCUUUCUUGGACUAGGAGGUGUCUGAUUACCGUAGGAACAGCGAGAGGCCUGGAAUAUCUACACGAUAACCGUCACAUCCACAGAGAUGUGAAGAGUGGGAACAUCUUGCUGGACGAGACAUUCGAGGCAAAGCUCUCAGACUUCGGGUUGACGCGGAAUUCUUCCAAGCAUAGCUCCUCCACGGUGCUGACUGAGAAGAUCGUGGGAACCACGGCUUAUAUGGCUCCCGAGGCUUUGAGGGGGGAGAUCACGCCCAAGUCCGACAUCUUCAGCCUGGGCGUGGUGCUGUUAGAGGUGAUCUCUGGACUCCCUCCGGCUGAUGACUCUCGCCAACCACAGUUUCUUAUGGAAAUGAAAGAUGAGAUCGAGGAUGAGGAAAUGACGCUUGAGGACUUUGUGGACAAGAAGAUGGGACCCUGGGACCAAACAUCAGUGGAAAAUAUGUACUCGCUGUCCAAGAAGUGUCUUAGCGAGAGGAAGAACAGGCGUCCUCAAAUAAAGGAGGUGCUGACGGAGCUCGAAAAUGCCCUCACGACACUCCUGCUGGAGCAGCAGAGCAUUGAGUAAAGGGUAAUACCCAAGUAAGAUGGGAACAGACAGCACAUCCUACCCCGAAGACAUUAGCAGCAGCAGUGAAACAUUAUGAAGAACCAUUUCCUUUCACCAAAUAAAGUGUAUUUUCCUACCAAA